This is a messenger RNA of Rhagoletis zephyria (snowberry fruit fly), 591 nucleotides long. Its product is annotated as nucleoplasmin-like protein ANO39. NCBI's taxonomy places the organism in Eukaryota, Metazoa, Arthropoda, Insecta, Diptera, Tephritidae. The record is from RefSeq and is a predicted model, not a curated record.
AUGAAUGAAGAGCAAAUCAGACUACUUUUGGAGGAAGAAAAUUCGACUUCUGAUUAUGAGGAUGAAAAUGACAGCGACGUUGAAGACUUUGUUGCAGGAGAUGUAGAAAGUUAUGAUACCGAGCAAGAAGAUGAUGAAGAAUGCGACGAGGAGUUGAAUGAGAUAGAUGAUAGAGAAUUUUAUCUUGGUAAAGAUGGACACACUAGGUGGAAUAAAGAUGCUCCGUCAAAUCGUGUACUUUUUAAUAUUAUAAUGAAUGAAGAGCAAAUCAGACUACUUUUGGAGGAAGAAAAUUCGACUUCUGAUUAUGAGGAUGAAAAUGACAGCGACGUUGAAGACUUUGUUGCAGGAGAUGUAGAAAGUUAUGAUACCGAGCAAGAAGAUGAUGAAGAAUGCGACGAGGAGUUGAAUGAGAUAGAUGAUAGAGAAUUUUAUCUUGAUGCCAAAAUGUUUUAUACCUCGAAAAUGGAAGUUUACGUACGAAAGCAACCUAGUGGCCCAUAUGAAGUUGAUAACUCGUCCAUGGAAUUAGUUGUACGACUAAGCGAAAAUUUAGAUACACAAGUAGUUAUAAGAAAAAUGAAUCAAUAG